Molecule: messenger RNA, 696 nt
Organism: Guillardia theta CCMP2712
Lineage: Eukaryota; Cryptophyceae; Pyrenomonadales; Geminigeraceae
Exons: 4
Biological process (GO): recombinational repair
Cellular component (GO): DNA helicase complex; cytosol
Molecular function (GO): 3'-5' DNA helicase activity; DNA binding; ATP binding
Source: RefSeq, a predicted model, not a curated record
AGGGAUGCAAGGGAGUGACGAGAAAGGCAGAGAUUAUCCUGGGCAAUGAAAGGGGCGACAUCAAGAGGAAUAGCAGCUGUGUUCUUCAUGGCCUUCAUCGCUCUCGGCCAUGGCUUCGUCCCAACAAGGCCCUUGUUCCGACCCUCCAACAAGGCGAUGGUGAGGAGUUGGUUCCGGAGGAGCGCAUCUUUGCUCCCAGCUCCGUCCACGUGGCCAGGAGCUGCAAGAGCAAGGACUUUCACCUCCUCCCUCGCCUGCCAUGACAAGAACGAGGAGAAGCAGAUCGAGGCGAUGCUGCGAGAGAAGAUCAGAGUAAAGAGAGCAGGACAGGACGAGCCUCAGUCGCCGCUGCUGGCAGGCCUGAACGAAGCUCAGAAGCAGGCUGUUACGGCUCCCAUCGCUCCUAUCAUCGUCCUCGCUGGCCCUGGUUCAGGCAAGACGAGAGUCCUCACGAGCAGGAUCGGGUACUUGAUCUCCAAGGGAGCAACGCAGGACUCGAUAGUGGCGGUGACCUUCACCAACAAGGCUGCAAAAGAGAUGAAGCAGAGGAUCAAGAGCCUUCUGGACAUACAGCACGACUCCAUGCUCGCCAUAACUGUCGGGACGUUCCACUAUGUCUGCAUCAGGGGAUGCGAUCGGGUUGGAUCCAAACUUCCUGAUUUUCGACUCGAACCAACAGAAAGAGCUGGUCAAACA